This is a messenger RNA of Racocetra persica, 457 nucleotides long. The record is from the annotation of a GenBank genome assembly. Lineage: Eukaryota; Fungi; Glomeromycota; Glomeromycetes; Diversisporales; Gigasporaceae.
GUAGACUUUAUUAUGAAGGUACAACGAACACGACCAAGAAUUUGACCAAUAACAAUAAAGCAGGCACGUUGAACUGCACUAUUUAUGGGCAAGGUAUAGAGUCUCAACAAAAAUCCGGUAUAAGCAGCGGAAGCGAAAGUAUAAGACAACAUAAAGUAUCGGCUGUUUUUGGAGGAGAUAAAAUAAAAAUAUAUAAGGGCAAAGAAGCAGAAUGGGUAUCUUCUUUACAAGACUUUAGACAUUGGGAACCAAUCGAAUUUCGUAAACCCGUAAGCAUCUUCGAAUUUUUAGAUGAGGAUUUAAAAAAGAAAAUAAAAGAAAUUAUCGGAAAAAGAAUUAUUUACUCUAACGUUCAAGAUUACACAUUUGAAUUUAAUAAUUUACGUAAUAUAAUUGUUUUAAAAAUGCCCAAUGAUGUUGAGGAAAUUUUCUCAAACGCUGAAAUUGAUUCUCAAGU